AUGGUCAGUUUGACUAAUGGAAAGCCAGUCUUAAAACAAUCGGAAAGUUCAAAUCAACUUUGUGAUAUUAUCGCAGUAUACUGUGUUAAAAGUGAAUUGAAUAAAAUUCGUGAUAUUAUGUUAAAUAUUAAUCAAACAGCAAUGGCAAUUGAAAAUUAUAUAUUUGAUCAUACAAUGACACGUGGAACACUCUCUCGACUUGUCUUUAAUGAAGAACGUUAUCUAAUCGAAUAUAAUCAAAGCCCAAAAGCAAAAUGGCAUGCCAAUUUUUUACAAUUACCAAACAUUGAUAAAGAGUUUCUCAUUUAUAUAAUCAAUGACAUCCACAAUGCAAUGUUAAUAUUUUAUAAUAGCAUCGGUUCAUUAUUAGAAACUGAUGAAAUGUUUGGAUUUCAAAUAGAUGAAUGGUUUAAGCAAAUUCAUAAAAAUUUAAGAAGUAAUGUUAUAUGUAAAAUUCGAAAUAUUCUGUAUACAUAUGACGCUGAAUGGUCACAAAACACAAAUGAUCAAAUCACUUUUCGAAAUGAAUUUUAUCCUUCACCAUCACAACGACACAAUAUAAAGAGUGUUGUGUUAUCAAGACUAUUAAGGGAAUGGAGUAACAAAUUAACAAGUGUUAUUAAUAUUAUUGAUCAAAAACUUAUCUAG
This is a messenger RNA of Didymodactylos carnosus, 648 nucleotides long. The record is from the annotation of a GenBank genome assembly. Lineage: Eukaryota; Metazoa; Rotifera; Eurotatoria; Philodinida; Philodinidae.